AUGACAUAUAUAGGAGCUAAUGCAUUUGCCUCUUGUACUAAUCUUGAAACAAUUUCAUUUGCUACUGGAUCAAUCAUUGAAACAAUAGGAGGUGGUAUCUUUAAAGAUUGUAUAUCAUUAGUGAAUGUUACAAUUCCAUCCUCUGUUUCUAAUUUUGACCCUUCGACUUUUAAUGGAUGCAAAAAUCUUGUAAAUAUUACUGUUUCUGAAGAAAAUAGUAAUUAUACAAGUUAUGAAGGCAUUGUUUACGUGAAAAGCAAGACAAAAUUAGUUUGUUGUCCUGGAGGAAAAGUUUCUGCAAAUAUUAAUAACAAUAUUAUUGUUAUUGGGUCAAAUGCUUUCUAUGGCUGUUCAAAACUUGAGAAUCUUACAUUUGAAAUUGGCUGCCAACUUGAAGAAAUUCAAGAAGGAACGUUUUAUUCUUGCACUGCAUUGAAAAGAGUUGAUCUUCCAACAUCACUACAAACUGUGCAACAAAAUGCUUUUGCUGGUUGUACACUCUUAGCUAUUAUUACGUUCCCUGAUUAUUCGAUGUGUAAUCUUGAUGCUGAAUCAGUUUUCUCUGAUUGUUCCAAUCUAGAAACAAUAACAUUCGGACAAUUUUGUGCUUUAACUGUUUUUGGAAAGAAUAUCUUUAGUAAUUGUGUGAAAUUGAGUUCAAUAAAUAUCCCUGCAAACUGCACAACAAUAAAAGAAGGUGCAUUCCUUAAUUGUCAAAAUCUUUCAAAUAUAAUAUUUGAAAGUGGUUCACACAUCACGACAAUAGAGAAUAAUGUUUUUUCUGGUUGUUCUUCACUAACAGAAUUCACUCUUCCUGAUUCAAUAACUGAUAUUACUUCUUCAUGUUUUGGAAAUUCUACAUAUAUAAAAAUAGUUAAUGUACCUGCAAAUUGUGCAAUUUCUAAAAUAGGAUCAAAUGCAUUUAGUUCUUUUCCUUUAGAAACAAUUAAUUUUGGAUCUGGAACGACGGUUUCUCUUCUUGAAGAUUCUGCAUUUCUGAAUAAAAAUAUUGUAACAUUUAAAAUGAAUUCGCCUUUAAUUAUUUCAAGUAAUGCUUUUAAAGGCUGUAAGAAAUUAACAACUAUUUCAAUUGAUGGAGUUACAUCUAUUGGAAACUUUGCAUUUUCUGGGUGUACUUCAUUAAGAUCAUUUUCUGUUCCUCAAAAAUGCAAAUCUUUAGGAGAUAAUUGUUUCCAAGGUUGUUCUUUAAUAACCUCAAUUACUUUUGUUUCGACACCAACAAUCAUAACAAUAAGGAGCAAUUGUAUGGCUGGAUUAACAAUAGCAUCAAUAACGAUACCACAGAGUGUAACAACAAUAGGAAAUGGUUGUUUCUCAGGUUGCACUAUUUUAUCAUCGAUUAUUUUCGAAGCAAAUUCUAAUUUGGCAUCAAUUGGUUCGAACUGUUUUUCAGGCUGUACUUCAUUGAUGAGUUUCACUACUCCAGAUUCAUUUACUGUAAUUAGUGCUUCAACAUUUGGAUCAGCCCCAAGUAUUACUGAUGUGUUUAUUCCUGCAGGGUUGACAAUUACGAAAAUUUCUAAUGGAGCUUUCGAAUCAUUUCCACUCAAAUCAAUAACAUUUGGAAGUGGAACAAUUGUUAAUUAUCUCGAGGAUUCCGCCUUCGAAAACAAAAAACUUGAAUCAUUUACACUUGAUUGUCCUGUAAUUGUUGGUUCAAAUGUUUUUAAAGGAUGUACAAAUCUGAAGACAGUUAGUAUUCCUCAUAUUACAUCUUCAAUAAAUGUUCUAAAUUCAAAAAGAUUAUCAUUAUCAGCAGAAAGCUUGUAUACUAUUCCUAUUGGAUUAUUUGAUGGCUGUUCUUCUUUGACAAAUAUUGAUAUUAAUACGAACAUUGUUAAUAUCUCUGAUUAUGCAUUUAAUGAUUGUAAAUUGCUGAACUUUAGAAUUCCUGAAACAACACAAUAUAUAGGAGAUUACUCUUUCUAUAAUUGCAAGCAAAUAUCAUAUAUUCCUAAUAGUGUUGUUCAUCUUGGAAACAGUUCCUUUUCUGGAACAAAUAUAGGUAGAACACUUAUUGUUAGUAGCUUGAUAAAUUAUAUCGGAAAAUCGUGUUUUUCGAACACCUUAGUAAGAAAAAUUUAUUAUUGCAGUAAUUUUGAUUUUUCUGGUUUCGCUCUCGCUUUUGAACCAGAUGCGAGAGCAUUUGUAACAUUCCAAUAUCCUGAAAACACAUUUUGUGGAAUUCUUGCAAGACAUUUGCCAGGAACUACUUGUAAGGAUAUAAUGGAAACCAAUCUGGAUGGUUAUAGAAAUGAACUUGGUUUAACAAAUGGUGGAAGGUAUGUAUAUGCUGUAUUCCUUGCAGGAAUCGAAUAA
Messenger RNA from Trichomonas vaginalis G3, 2340 nucleotides. Its product is annotated as leucine-rich repeats (6 copies)-containing protein. The transcript has a single exon. Lineage: Eukaryota; Parabasalia; Trichomonadida; Trichomonadidae. The record is from RefSeq and is a predicted model, not a curated record. The coding region runs from base 1 to 2340 and encodes 779 amino acids.